Penaeus chinensis is the source of this 3061-nucleotide messenger RNA. It is a transcript of the gene E(Pc), whose product is annotated as enhancer of polycomb homolog 1-like. Gene Ontology annotation, biological process: regulation of transcription by RNA polymerase II. The record is from RefSeq and is a predicted model, not a curated record. Bases 265 to 2937 code for a protein of 890 amino acids. The transcript is spliced from 11 exons. Lineage: Eukaryota; Metazoa; Arthropoda; Malacostraca; Decapoda; Penaeidae. Gene Ontology annotation, cellular component: piccolo histone acetyltransferase complex.
GCGGCGUAGUGGCGCGCAGAGCGUGGUGUGAAGAGCCGCCAUGAUUGCGCCGAGGUUCCCGGCCACCUGAAUCACUGUUUUCCCCUCGAAUAUCCCCCUGUGUGUGUCGGAAAGCGAAAUCCAUCAAAAUGGACCGAUCGUAGGUGUCGGCCGCCUUGCUUAGCGGUGGGCUCAGCGCCGCUCGGCCCCCCCGUGAGAGUGAAUUAUGGAGUGUUUCGUGGGUGGUGUUCCUCGGCCAGGGAUCGCGUAGAGAGGCUCGGGAAAAUGAGCAAGUUCCGGGCGAGGCAGCUGGACGCCGCCAAGCCCAUCCCCGUGUUCAGGCAGGAGGACAUCCCCGACUAUGCCGAGUUCAACGCCAUCAACCGCACGGUGCCCCAGAUGCCCACGGGGAUGGAGAAGGAGGAAGAGACGGAGCAUCACUUGCAACAGGCCAUCUUCCACCAACGCAUCAUACCGGUGCCAGAAGUAUAUGAUGCAUGCCCCGAAGACUCCUCCGUCCUCGACAGAAUCUACCCUCCCACGUAUAAGGCUCCCCGACAGCUAAUCCACAUCCAUCCAUUCUCGGCGGACCAAGAUAUCCCUGAGUAUGACAUGGACUCUGAGGACGAGGCGUGGCUCAGCCAGCAUGCCGCCAAGGGGGAGGUGCCUCUCACCAACCUUCAGUUCGAAGAGAUGAUGGAUAGGCUGGAAAAGGCAUCUGGGCUGAAGGCUGUGACGCUGCAGGAGGCCAAGGUGCUUCUCAAGGAUGACGACGACCUCAUCAUUGCCGUUUACGACUACUGGCUCAAUAAGAGGCUGCGACUAGCGCACCCACUAAUUCCACAGGUCAAGACAGAGAAGGGCUCUGGAUCCAAUUCCAGUGACCCAUAUGUGGCUUUCCGCAAGAGAACGGAAAAGAUGCAGACCAGGAAGAACCGCAAGAAUGAUGAGUCUAGUUAUGAGAAGAUGCUAAAGCUGCGGAGAGACCUUUCCCGUGCUGUCACCCUCCUUGAGAUGGUCAAGCGAAGAGAGAAGGCCAAGAGAGAGCACCUCCACCUCAACAUUGAAAUUUUUGAGAGGAGGUAUGAAAUGCAAGACUUCUCGGGUUCAGUUUUGGCGGAAGUUAGUGCACUGCGGACCCAGAGACCGGCCUUUGCGCCCCUCUUCUCCAAUCACCAACUGUCAUCUGGAACCACUGCUGCUAGUGCAACGUCUAGCAGCACGUGGCUCAAAGUUGCACCUUUGUCACAUUCCAGCAAAGUGAGUAAAAAAAGAGAGGAUGGAAAGCGAGAACGGCGGUCCUAUCGAAAACGUCCGCGACGGCACCACGGCCAAAUCUCUUCCUCCGCUUCGUCCACGCCCCCCACGCCUCAACUCACCCCCACGUACACCCACCCGCCUGAUCCCUAUACCAUUGCUUCUACGUACCCUCAGGACUCCCUAACAUAUGCGGCUCCCAGCUCAGAGGAUGAGGUCGCUUCACCCUCCCCUUCAGAAGCAGAGGAAGAAAAUGAACCAGAUGGUGUCUUCACAUUUAGAAGGAAAAAAUUUACUAAUUAUCAUGCGCCUAAGGAAGGUAACUGGCCUUGGGUCCCACCGAGUGAAGGUGGAGGUGGAGACCCGAGAUUUAGAUUUUCCCUCACCUCCUUGGCACAUCCUGCUCGUCGGUGUAUAGGCUUUGCCCGCAGGAGAGUUGGCAGAGGUGGCAGAGUAUGGAUAGACAGAUUAAGCACUCCCUUAGAUGACCUGUGGUCCAAGACAGACUUCAGAAGUGUGGGUCCCAAUGGCCUCACAGCAACCAAUGACUUCUUGCAUGAGGUCAAAACUGAAUGGCCGCACUUCUGUCCAAGCUCUCCUCCCGAAGACAACGACACUGAUGUGGAAAUUGAUGUGGAAACUGUAGGAGUCCCGGUUACCUUAACUCCGGAUGUGAACCUCAAUUCAGCCUCAUCCCCAGAGGAGCUGAAUUUGGCGUCUGCGGUGCCAUCAUCCGUCUUCAUCACGGCGGAGGUCAUGGAUGGGGAUGCCAUGGGCAAUAUAACAGAAUUAGAAGUGUCAAUACCUUCAGACUUAGACACGUUACUUAGUGGGGACUCCGGUGUGAUAAUCGGGGAGAAUUUAGAAGUGGAUCUUGUGACAGACAAUAGUAGUCACGAUGGGAAAAGUGGCAGUGGGACUAAUGGUGGCUCCAGCAGCAGUAGUGGUGUGACUUACCAUGAUCUCGCAAGCAGUGAAUGGGCAUCAAAUUUCAGUAGUACAAGUGACAGGCAACAGCAACAUUCCGUAGACUUCACCACGCAACCAACAUCCAAAUUCAUGACCCUGGACUCGACUAACACGCUUCCCUUGGCAGUAUCGGGACUGCAACUUAGUACAAGCAAUGUGACGGGUGACGAGAUGCAGCCUUCGUCUUUACCCUCCUCCUCUUCCUCCUUCCCAGCAGCAACCUCCUCUUCAGCAUCAUUAUCUUCCACUUCCUCCGCAUCCUCCUCCACCUCUUCUUCCUUGCCGCCCUCGUCAUCUGCGGCAGCAACAUCCUCCUCCGUCUCCUUUUCUAUUUCCUCAGCAACUAGUCUAAGUAACAGCUUACAGUGUGCCUCCUCUAGCAGUGGUGUGAGUGACAAGGUUGGCAGCGAGUGUUCAAACAGUGAAAGUAGCGGUGGCAAUGGCCAAGCGAUAACGUCACAGCACCAGGACUCCUUGUCUGCGGAUGCGUCGUGUGUACCCAGUGGACUUCAUUUAUCUAAUAAUAAAAAUAAUGGUAGCAAUGUUAUAAGUAGUUCAACUACAAAUAAUCUGGUGUCUCAAAAAUUGUUCGCUUCAACAACUCGGACAAACGAUAGCUUACCAAACAGUGACAGCAAUAGUAGUGCAGCAGUGUUUACCAACGGGCCGAGCAACUCCUUGGACAGCUCUAAAUGUGCUAAGCUGGACCAUUACAUGUUCCACGAAACUUGAACUUUGUCCUGAAAAUUAACAAAUGCCAUGAAAAAUUUUGUUUUCGAUUUAAUUCAUGUCUUUAACUUAUUUUUAUACGGAAUGCACAAGGAAAAUAAUAAGAUGUGUUGAUUAUUCCAUGUCA